This is a messenger RNA of Peronospora matthiolae, 471 nucleotides long. The record is from the annotation of a GenBank genome assembly. Lineage: Eukaryota; Oomycota; Peronosporomycetes; Peronosporales; Peronosporaceae.
AUGCAGUUCCAUCUCGUUCUCAGCCUUGUCGUGGCCACUUUUCUUGCAUGUUGCAACAGCUUUACCAGCGCAGGUCUCGCUGCUGCAAAAGGCCCAACCGUCAGGAGUCCCGAAACUCGUCGCCUUCGUGGGGAUGACGCUAUUCAAGACGAGGAAAAGCCUCUAAGCCUUAACGUCGUGGGCACGAAAUCGCAGCUCAAGAAUCAGCCUCCAGUGGUGGGGACACUGGCUUCUGACGAUUCGGACCAAGUGGCGCCCACUUCAGCUCUGAAAGAGAAAUUAGAGAAGAAGCUGUUGGCACUGUCCAAGGAUCAUGACGAGAGAGGAUUCUGGAAAGCUGCUGGUAUCAUUGCCGCAGUCAUUGCAGCGAUUGGGGCUGGUUCGUGGUUGACAUAUGGCCACAUAAAGCACAUGUCGCAAAUGGGCGAAACAGCGAUGACGGGCAGCUCAUCGGGCCCAGGCCCAAUCUAG